UAUAUCCUACUCAGGUCUCAUGCACCCUUACUAGUGCACUACGUAAUAACACAGGACGCUAUUUGAGGUUUAACCCACUGAGCCCCUGCGUCUGUUCGUCUUCGUGGACUUUGGAAUCUUAUCUCUGAAUAUUUCCUUCUGUGACUAUGGACGGUCGUGGAUAUGGAUCAGGUUUCUCCAGCUGGGGUGGAGGAGGAUCUUCCAGCAGAGGAUCUGGCAACUACGACCUGUAUGGCUAUAAGGAUUCCAUGUCUGGUGGAUAUGGUGGGGGACCGAUGAAGAGAGGUCUGUCUGGUUCUCUUCUGUCCUCUGCCGGAGGAAGUGCAGAUGACGUGAUCGCUAAGAUCAACCAGCGGCUCGACAUGCUAACACAGUUAGAGGGAGGGAUGAAAGGAGGGGGUCGAAGUGACAGGUUUGACCAGUAUGAGUCUUUCGACUCGCGCUCCUCUGCCCUUGGCCCCCGCGAUCUCUACAGAUCUGGUAACAUUGUAUUUGGUGACUCCCGGGGCGACAUGAUGGCCCAGCGUGGAGGCAUGGGCUUUGGGGCGAUGGGUGGAGCUGGAGGGGGUGGUGGCUUUGGCGGCUCUGCCUCCCACGGAAACGCCAAAAUGCGGCAAGCUCGAGAUGCUUUCUCAGGCUCCGGCUGGGGUGCGGGACAGAGGUCCCAGCACAGGGGCGGAGGGCCAGGCGGGCGCGGCUUUGGCCGUAGGCAGGAUUCCUCUAUGAUGGGUGGAGGUGGGCGGAGUGGGGGGCAAGGCCACUCCCCCUCAGGGCGAGGCAAGCUGCCAUCGCUCCUGAGCCACCGCAUGUACCCCGAAAGUGGGGGGUUCCAGCCUCAUCAUGGCUCCCAGGACUAUCCUGUCCGGCACUUUGGAGGGGGCAAAAACCUCAACCGACAACGCACCCGCAAGAGACCCCUCAACCGACCACCGGUAAAGUCUCAGCGUGAUGGACAGAAGAAGAGGAAGCAGACCCCAACCACCGCUGAUGAGCCAGAGUCUAAAAUGGGCAAGACUGAGACUGAAGGAGAUGAUAAAGCUGAGAAGGCAGAACCAAAAGAAGAGAGGAACGAUGAUGCAACUACAGCCACUCAGGAGUCUGAACCAGUGGCUGAAGGAGAGAGUUCUGAUCCAGGCGUUAAAGGAGAAACCUCUCAGUCAGUGGCAAAGCAGCAGGGGAGACAGACUCCACCCUCUGCUUCUAAACUUAGAAAGAGGCGGGGCUUCUUUGAAAGCCGCGCAAUAUCCAGGGUGACGUUUGCGUGCUCCGUCUGCAAGUUUCGCUCGUUCUACAGCGAGGACUUGACCGUUCAUCUGGAAAGCAAAUUCCACAAAGAUCACUUCAGGUUCCUCUCCAGCCAGCUAUCAAAACCAACCACCGAGUUCCUGCAGGAAUACAUAAAUGAUAAACAUAAGAAGACUGAUCAGAGAAUCGGUCAACUGGAGAACCACAGUGCCACCAUCUGUCAGGUGUUAAGAGAACAGGACCUGACCAGGGACAUCGGUAUGGAGCACUUCAUGAAGAAGGUUGAGGCGGCAUACUGUUCGGCAUGUGAUCUCUACAUCCCCAUGCAGUUCUUACUCAUCCAGAAGCACCUCAAAUCUCCUGAGCACAACUACAACCGCAAGGGGAUGAUGGAGCAGUCGAAGAGGUCGAGUCUGUCCGUUGCUAGGAGCAUCCUCAACCACAAGGUCAUCGGAAAGAAACUGGAGAGCUACCUGAAGGGUGAAAAUCCCUUCACUGACAACCAAGAUGACCAGGACCCUGAGGACUCCAUGAUGGAGGUGUCUGAGGGUGAUGCAGAGCUAAAACAAGAAGGGAAACAAGAAGAGGCGGAGCAUGCAGAUGUAGUCGGGGAGCCUGAAGUGGCAGACAAUGGUGAUGGACGUGAAGAAGAAACAAAGAUGGAGGAAGGUGAGGGAGGAGUGGAAGAAGGUGAGGGAGGAGUUGAGGAAGGAGGAGAAGAGGAAGGCAAGGGAGGAGAGGAGGAGGAGGAGGAGGAAGAUGAAGAUGGAGACGGAGACGGAGGAGUCCAAGUGAAAGAGGCGGAACCUGAAGGAGCUGAGGACGUUGAUGAUGUAGAUAGCAUCCUGCAUGGGGAAGACGAUGAUGGUGGAAUACCUGUGAUAGAGGAUUAGCCACACCUCUCCUCAGUGUGCUGAUGUUCCAGGAUCAGCUGGACUUGUUAGAGUAUCGUAUCCAGUUACACUGAUCCGAGAUCAGCGAGAACUGUUUUAAAUUUGUAGUUGUUUGGGUAGAUGAAUCCACAUGCUGAUCCUGGAACAGCCCUGUUGUGGAAUGCGCAUAUCCUAAUCUGGGUGGGUGGUCAGGGGGAGAAAUAAAAUCUGCACCAACCCACAUAGUCACAUUUGCUGUCACUCUCUGGACCAAUUAAUUCGAUGCUCCUUCUCUUCUUUAGCCAAUCAGAUUUGAGCUAUGUCUGUGAGGUCUGUAAAUUCACUCAGUUGUACACGUUUAACAGGACCGCUUCCUCGGUGUUCAGGUUUACACUUCUGAUUUAGUUUUAUUUGUUGUGAUGACAUUGAUGUCACCUCCUUUCUUUGUUUCUUUUUAUUUAGUUUGAGUACAUGUGAUGCUGAAGAGGGAGGAAACUCUCAAACAAUCUCAAAUCUCCAUCUAAAAACCCUUUGCUUUGUCUUCAGCUGAAAAUAAAUGUUUGAAAAAUGUU
Molecule: messenger RNA, 2689 nt
Organism: Ictalurus punctatus (channel catfish)
Lineage: Eukaryota; Metazoa; Chordata; Actinopteri; Siluriformes; Ictaluridae
Gene: akap8l
Product: A kinase (PRKA) anchor protein 8-like
Exons: 13
Coding region: 147-2138 (663 amino acids)
Cellular component (GO): nucleus
Molecular function (GO): DNA binding
Source: RefSeq, a predicted model, not a curated record